GCAGGUGCAAAAAUAGCAACUAACAUCAACAUUCUUCUUACACUUACAGAGAAAAUAUUUAACAGGAAAUAAUCUGUAUUAUUUUGAAAGAGAUUAUUUUGCCUUGAUUGUAAGGUAAUAACCAAACACUUUCCCCAUUUUGAAGAUGAUUUACAAAUUUGUACCAAAUAAGCAAUAGAGCAAGACUUGGUAGCAACUUUCUUUAGAGAUAGAGAACGAAUAGAUCUGACUGUGUUUAUCCAAGUUUUCUCCACUCUCAUAUGAACAGGCCAGCGUCACACCUGUUCCUUCACCUAACAGUCAUAAGCCACACCCAUUAGCUCGCUCAUUGGUCAACUGUCCAGCGAAUCCCGCCCUCUGGCUCAGGGAAUUCCGACGUCAUAAUAAUCCCUGCCAGCCCCGCCUCUUAUUCUGUGAGUUUCUACACGUCCAGUUUGGUGAUGGCGUUGGGUCAUCCGGGUCAGAACGCGUCACCUGCGGGAUAGAGACUCCGUCGAGCAUCCUCAGAAGUGCGCUCAGACGAGGAGCUAACUUGUGACAUCGUUUGAAAUGUCACCGGACAGCUGAGAACUCAUUAUAGUGACAGGAUUUAACCAAGAGGAAGAAACUUCGGUUGCCAUGUCUCUCCUGUGCGUGAGAGUUAAGAAAGCCAAACUCCAAGGACCUCCGGAUAAAUUCAAUGCCUAUGUGACACUGAAAGUGCAAAAUGUGAAGAGUACCACCAUCACUGUGAGGGGAGACCAGCCGUGCUGGGAGCAGGACUUCAUGUUUGAGAUCAGCCGGCUGGACCUGGGCCUCAUUGUAGAGGUGUGGAACAAAGGUCUCAUCUGGGACACCAUGUUAGGAACGGCCUGGAUCCCCACUCAAAAGCAUCUGCCAUUCAGAGGAGGAGGGCCCUGGUGAUUGGAUAUUUCUGGACUCUGAAGUUCUGAUGAAGGCAGAUGAGAUAUAUGGGACUAAAAAUCCAACUCCACAUCGGGUCC
Messenger RNA from Carassius auratus (goldfish), 983 nucleotides. RefSeq names its product protein unc-13 homolog B-like. The coding region runs from base 619 to 903 and encodes 94 amino acids. Gene Ontology annotation, molecular function: syntaxin-1 binding; diacylglycerol binding; calmodulin binding. The record is from RefSeq and is a predicted model, not a curated record. Lineage: Eukaryota; Metazoa; Chordata; Actinopteri; Cypriniformes; Cyprinidae. Gene Ontology annotation, biological process: synaptic vesicle priming; dense core granule priming; synaptic transmission, glutamatergic. The transcript has 5 exons. Gene Ontology annotation, cellular component: terminal bouton; plasma membrane; presynaptic active zone cytoplasmic component.